Messenger RNA from Myotis daubentonii (Daubenton's bat), 991 nucleotides. It is a transcript of the gene DRC12, whose product is annotated as dynein regulatory complex subunit 12 homolog. The record is from RefSeq and is a predicted model, not a curated record. NCBI's taxonomy places the organism in Eukaryota, Metazoa, Chordata, Mammalia, Chiroptera, Vespertilionidae.
GGGUCAAGAUCUUGGGAAGGGGGAAGGGACCAGGGACUGGGAUUUGUUUUCUCCAAAAGAGGAUGAAGAGGAGUGGUUUCUGUGCCUAGAGCCUGGCGUGCAGCGAGAAACAGCGCCAUCAUCCCCGGAUGCCAGCCUCGCCUCAGGGUCCCAGGAGACCAAGGAAAAAGGACAGCACGGAGAUGCCACCUAAGACCAAAAAAGACAGGAUGAAAGCCGGAGCGCAGACGAAGAAAAGGAGUGCAGGCCCUGGUGUAGAGGCGGAAUCCGCUGGCAGGCUGGCAGCGCUGGAGAAGGAGCUGCUCCGAGACCUCCUCGCUCUGCGGAGGGGUGAGGCGCGCCGGGCCAUGGCUUCAGAAGACCGGCUGAGGCAGAGGCUGCAAGGGCUGGAGGCUGAGCUGGAGGAGGCCCGAAGGGACGGGAAGGCCGUCUAUGCAGAGAUGCGUCGCCAGUGCCAGGCGCUCCGGGCGGCAGUGGAGGCCCGCGGCAGGCAGCGGGAGGAAGAAGACAGAGGCCUUCGGGCGCAGCUCGAGAUGCGCCAGGCAGAGACUGCAGCUGCGCAGGGAGUGGCCAAGCAGGCCCUCAGGGAGCGGGACCAGACUCGGGCUCAGCUCCAGACCCACGUGUCAGAUGUGGAGGCCAAGUGUGAGGAAAUCUUACAGGGCAGCCUGGACCAGCUCCUGGCUAAGCUGAGAGCCCUGGAGCCUCGGUGGGGUGGCGUGGGGCUGAGACUCCACGCCAGGCACCGGGAGCAGCUCUGGCAGCUUGGACUCAACCCCCUGGACCUGUGUGGCUGUAGCAAACAGCCUCCGGGGCCUCUGGAGCCCAGCAAGAAAGCCGCCUUGGUGUAGAAGUCAACAAAACUAUGGUUGAAGCUUUUUGGCGAAGAUGAGUGCCUCUCAUGGGAACAUCGUGGUUCUGGGCUGACCCAGUAGCCCAAAGACUGAAUGAUGGGAGAGAAAUCUGACAAGGUCUGAGACCUAGAGCAGGG